AGGCGGGGGCAGGAGGGAGGAGGAGAAAGGCGGCCGGGGAGGCCCCUGUCGAGGGAAGACUCUCCAACUCUUGACUUUUUCCCCCCCGGCUCUCUCGUACCCAGCAGGCUUGUGUCUUGAUCACCCAUAUCCUGAACUCCUCCCCAGGCUUCCAUCGCAGCCAUGUCACUGCUCCUGUUGGUCGUCUCAGCACUUCACAUCCUCAUUCUCAUCUUGCUUUUCGUGGCCACUUUGGACAAGUCCUGGUGGACGCUGCCCGGGAAGGAAUCUCUGAAUCUUUGGUACGAUUGCACUUGGAAUAACGACACCAGAACAUGGGCCUGCAGUAACGUCAGUGAGAAUGGCUGGCUGAAGGCUGUGCAGGUUCUCAUGGUGCUUUCUCUCAUCCUCUGCUGUCUGUCAUUCAUCCUCUUCAUGUUCCAACUCUACACCAUGAGACGAGGAGGGCUCUUCUAUGCCACCGGCCUCUGCCAGCUUUGUACAAGCGUAACAGUGUUUUCCGGGGCCCUGAUCUAUGCCAUUCAUGCCGAUGAGAUCCUGGCCAAGCACCCACGCGGGGGCAGCUUCGGGUACUGCUUCGCCCUGGCCUGGGUGGCCUUCCCCCUAGCCCUGGUCAGCGGCAUAGUGUACAUCCACCUGAGGAAACGGGAAUGAGCGGCCUGGUCUUGCAGUCCCGUCCAUCGCCCAUCCGGACACCCCAUUCCUGUCGCCCCUCCCCCCCAAUCCUCCUCCAGAAAAUAAAAGCGUUUUAACCACA
Messenger RNA from Perognathus longimembris pacificus (Pacific pocket mouse), 757 nucleotides. It is a transcript of the gene Emp3, whose product is annotated as epithelial membrane protein 3. Gene Ontology annotation, cellular component: plasma membrane. The record is from RefSeq and is a predicted model, not a curated record. The coding region runs from base 163 to 654 and encodes 163 amino acids. The transcript is spliced from 6 exons. Lineage: Eukaryota; Metazoa; Chordata; Mammalia; Rodentia; Heteromyidae.